CCAAGUCCACCACGAUGCUCCCCAAGCGCUUCCCGACCCUCGUGGCCCGCGCGGCCCGCCAGAACGCGCGUUCCAUCGCUCGUCGCCAGUCCCGUUCGUUGCUGGCGCUGACGCAGGCGCGUCCCAUGGCUGCUGCCCCUCGUGGCCUGCAGAGCGUUGCGUUUCCGUCGCUGUAUCCCAGCACUGCUGCCGCCUUCAGCACGCAGGGUGGUGGCCGCGUGGUGGCCGUAGGCGACCGCGUGUCGCUGCACAUGGAGGGCACGCUGUCGGGCGGCGAGUCCCUACCCACGACCAAGGAGGGCGCCCCGCUCAAGUUCAUCGUGGGCAGCGGCCAGGUGCUCCCCGGCGUGGAGGACGCCGUGCAGGGCAUGGCCAAGGGCGAGUCCAAGACGGUGGAGAUCGAACCGGCCCAGGCUUUCGGCGCCGAGAAGCAGAUCCUGUCGGUGCCGCUCAAGGAGAUGAACCUGCCCGAGAAGGAGCGCGAGAUGCUCGCCGUUGGACAGGUGCUGGAGCUGGCGGGCGGUGAGCGUGCCGUUAUUGUCAAGCUGACUGAGGACACCAUGGACAUCGACCUGGCGCACCCGUACGCCGGCCAGUCGCUGAAUGUGACGCUGGAGGUGGUGGACCACGAGCUGCACUCCGAGCUGCACGUGGAGGAGCGCCUUGUCCUGCCCGAGGUGAUCGAGGAGGGCGACAACGUCACGUUCCCCAACCGCGGAGACACCAUGGUCAUGCACUACACUGGCAAGCUCGCUGCGGACGGCAAGGUGUUCGACUCGUCGCGCGACCGCGGCCAGCCGUUCCAGUUCCAGAUCGACGUCGGCCAGGUCAUACGCGGCUGGGAUGAGGGCGUCAUGCGCAUGAGCAAGGGUAUGAAGGCGACGCUCAACAUCCCGUCGACCAAGGGCUACGGCAAGGCCGGCGCUGGUGGCGUCAUCCCCCCUGAUGCCGACCUGGUGUUCGAGGUCGAGCUGCUGGACAUCGUGCGCCGCUAAGCUGCACACAGGGUAAAUAGUGCUGAUGCUGUACGCCCCAUGUUUGGACCCCAGUGAGAGUAAUAUCUUCGAAGCAUGUUCAUAUUUCCC
Phytophthora sojae is the source of this 1085-nucleotide messenger RNA. RefSeq lists its product as hypothetical. The record is from RefSeq and is a predicted model, not a curated record. The transcript is spliced from 2 exons. Bases 15 to 995 code for a protein of 326 amino acids. Gene Ontology annotation, molecular function: peptidyl-prolyl cis-trans isomerase activity. NCBI's taxonomy places the organism in Eukaryota, Oomycota, Peronosporomycetes, Peronosporales, Peronosporaceae.